AUGAAAAAGGAUAAGGAGAACAGAAAAGAAAAAAAAAUCCAUGGAAAAAAUGGAAAACCUAUACCUAAAGAUUUACAACAGUACAUGGACAAACUAUGGGGAUUUGUGUCAAAUUCAGAUGAUGAAAAAGACGAACAUAAUAAAAUAUGUGAAUGUAGUGAAAGUAUAAGUGUAUUGCCAAGAUCAAAGGAAGCCACAAAAUUAGAUAAGGUGCCUGAACCUAAACAUGAGACAACUGAUAACUCUAGGGUAAAAAAGAUAAGGAAGAGGAAAGUGAAGGAACUGAUUCACUGCAAUCGUGACGAUGCCAUUUCUGUUGCCGCUUCUGAGGUCACAUCUGAGGUCACUUCUGACACCGCUUCUAAUACCUCAUCCAAUGUGAACCCAUCAAAGCACCUAAAUUGUGAAAAUACAGAGAAUGGAUUUUAUGAAAGGAAUAACAAGAGGAAGAAAAAUAAGGGUGCUAUAAAAGAAGCUAAACGAAGCAGUGCACAAAAUAAAACGUGUAAGACGGAAGAAAUGGUGUACGAACGAACAACUCCUUUUUUUUCAAAAGGAAAUAAAACAACUGGCAUGGAUGUAGAUAAAAAUGGGAAUAUUAAGUGGACAUGUAGAGAAGGAAAAGAAAAUUUGGGAAAACAUAAAAUGAAGAAACUUAGAGGUAAUGGAGGAGAAAGCAUAAUAAACCAAAAAAAUAUACAGAAAGAAAAAAUGGAAUUAAAAAAGAAUUUCAUGGAUGUGGUGCACGAAAUUCGGAGAUUGACCAUACCCCACUUAGAUAAGUUUCAAAAAAAAAAUGUAGAAAAUCAUCAAAUAAAAAUGUUAGGAGGGAAAUUCGACAAGAGUGCAAAAAUUCAUUAUCCUGAACUUAUGUCACGUAAGAAAUCCAUCAAAAAGUACAUACAAAAAAGAAAGGAACGCGAAAAAAUUCUGGGUGUCAAAACACAGAGCGGUAAUUACAUUGAUAUGCAGGAUGUGUUUCGAAAGAAAAAAAAAAAAAAAAAAAAAUUCUCUUCGAAAUUGUUUUAA
Messenger RNA from Plasmodium gonderi, 1029 nucleotides. RefSeq lists its product as hypothetical. The coding region runs from base 1 to 1029 and encodes 342 amino acids. The transcript has a single exon. The record is from RefSeq and is a predicted model, not a curated record. NCBI's taxonomy places the organism in Eukaryota, Apicomplexa, Aconoidasida, Haemosporida, Plasmodiidae.